UAUUAGCUCCCCUCCAAUGCCCAGGCUCCAGUGUGGUCCUCCUGGCGCUCAUCCUUUUUAGCUGUCUUCUUUUUUUGUGUGUGUGUCUUUUUAGGGCCACACCCAUGGCAUAUGGAAGUUCCCAGGCUAGGGGUCGAAUUAGAGCUGUAUCUGCAGGGGCAACACCAUAGCUCAUGGCAACACCAGAUUCUUAACUCACUGAGUGACACCAGGGAUCGAACCCACAUCCUCAUGGAUACUAGUUGGGUUCAUUACUGCUAAGCCAUGACGGGAACUCCUUAGCCAUCUUCUUAACCCUCACUCCAGCCCAAGGAGCUUCUAAAUACAAGUUUCCCUUAGCACUUCCUGGCAAGCACAAAUAAAAAUAUAUUCGAGUACAUGGACGCUGUUGAGCAGCUUUCCCCAGUUCUAGGCAGAGAAGAAGAAGAAUUCUGGAAUUGUUUCAUCACACAUAGGGCUUUAAAAAAAAAUCCCCCUUAAAGACAUGCUCAAUGCACACAGGAGGCCUCCUGCUGACAUUCCUAUAUCAGUCUUGGAUUCUGGUCAAGACCAGACAUUAGGGCCUCAGUUGAUGGCCCAGACUCAGGAAGGACCAGCAUGAAAGGAACAGAAUUCAAACCCUCCUUGAAAAGUAAACAAGCUCCCCCCACUCCCCCCCCCACAAAAACCAAAAACCACAGCAAAACCACACCACACCCAUGCAGGAAGAAUCACACCCAUGCUAGAAGGUACGUGCACACACACACCCCGAAGAGCAUCUGUCUGACCUGCUGGCUCAAUAGGAGGCUGGGCCCUAUUGAGAAAAUGUGGGAAUAUGGGAGCCGGGGCAUUUUCUGAGGUUUGGCAAAGAAAAACAGGAAUGCAACAUGACUUGAGACACUGGAAACUUGCUACACAUCUCUUAACUGAACCAAUCCUGCUAAAUGAUUUGGGUUCCAAUCGAGGUCUGCCUUUAGAAAAGAAUUAUGUAUCCUGUUUAGGAUGCCUCACUUCAGAUCAAGCUUGGUUAAGUUCAUCCUGCACAAAGGAGAUCCUUUAUGAGCUCUCAAGAAAUAAUCCUGAUUCAGGAAUCGGCCAUAGUAUUAAUAUGUGACACAGAUGCACAUUUUUUUCAAAGGCAAAAUCGUGUUUUAGGGAGAGGAAAAAAAAAGUUGAGUUUGAUUUGGUAGACCUGGGCCUUGUCACAUUAUCUGUAAAUAGGGUUUUUUAAAAAACUGUGGUGAAAGGCACAAAACAUAAAUCUACCAUUUUAACCAUUUUAAAGUAUUGUAUAUGGACUCCUGGCCAUAAGGCCUCUAUCUUUCACCAGAUGACAAAUAAGGCCAGCCAGUCCAAACAAGGAGACCUGUUUAUUUGGCAAACUGAAUUUUCAAGCAAUUUGCAUCUCUGCUUUCUGGAAUGACAAUUGCUAUUUUCAGAGAUCCCAAGAGGAAUUAAAAUUGUUUCUAAUUUCCUGUAUUACAAUUUCUCUAAUGUUCCUUGAACAAUUUGAACACCAUCAGCCACCAGCACAGACAUAGUGGUCUAAUUCAGAGAAAGGCUGAGAGUGGCAUGCCACUCUAAAAUUACUGCAGGUAAUUGAAGGCUUGGGUAAAUGAAUAAAAUAGCAACAUCAUCCUUGUUGCAAAGACCACAGAGUAAGAUGGUUUAAAGGACUGAUAAAUCCUGAGUUACAGGUUCAAAUCCAUUGCUAGGGAGUGGGUAAAAUUUCUGACAUUUUGUCUGUACCUUUUUUGGAGGGCUGGGGGGUGGCUGUGCCUGGGGCAUGUGGAAGUUCAAGUCCAGGGAUUGAACCUGAGCCAUGGCAGUGACAACGUGAAAUCCUUAACCACUAGGCCACCAGGGAAUUUCCCUAUCAGUCCCUCCUUGAUGUUUAGUGAACUCUAGGGCUGGGUAUCCAACAUGGGGCUUCCUUCUUGGUCUUCUCAGCUCAGAGGCUGAAAGACCCAGGGGAGUUGCAGUAGAGACCUCAAGAAAGGAUGCUCCUUCCUUUUUCUAUCUCAGGAACAAGCCCUUUGGAGAAGGCAAGGGGAAAAGGAACCAAGCCCUCCUGUUCAGAGAGAUCCUAUCAACACUGCAAUCCCCAGAGAUGCUGAAAGUUUUGGAGGAAACCAAUAUCACCACUUCUAAAAUAAACUGUACUCAUACGAUGACACACAAGCAUAUCACGGUUCCCUGCUUAUGAAUGUUUUUACAUAAUAAUUCCUUUGUAGCUGCCCAGCUGUAGUUGUUUUCCACAGCUGCUGGAAUAAAUUACCAUAAACCCGAGGGCUUAAAAUGACAGAAGUUUAUUCUUAUAGUUCUGGAAGCCAUAAUCCAAAAUCAGUAUCACUGGACCAAGAUCAAAGCACCAGCAGGACCACCAUCCCUCCAGAGGCUCCAGGCAAGAAUCAAUCCCUUGCCUCUACCAGCCCCGGUGGCUGCCAGCAUCCCCUGGGUUGUGGCUGCAUCACUGCAAUCUUCAAAACUUUCCGCUGAGAUCUGGCCAUCUCCUCUUGUUGGCGUGGAACUUUCCUCUGUCUCCUUCUUAUAAGGACACUAGGGAUGGCAUUUAGGACCCAUCUGAUAAAGCAGGAAAAUCUUCCCAUCUCCAGAUCCUUCACUUCAUCACAUGUACAAGGCCCCUUUUUCCAAAUAAAGUCACACUUCCAGGUUCCAGAAUUAGGACUUGCUAUCUUUGGGGGCCAUAAAGAGCCUCCAGCACCAGGUAAGGCAGGUAGAAUCAUCCCCCAUUUAGCAGAGGAGGAAUCUCAAGUGCAAGUGAAGUGAAGUGACUCGCUUAACAUGAAACACAAGAUGAUAUUCUGCUACUGACCGAUCACCAAAAUAACAAAAUUCUACUGGACCAGGGGAUAAAUAAUGCUGUGUAGUCUGGAAGCAGGGCCAGGCAGACAUAAGAGUGGGGGUGGUAGCAGCAAAUAGGGUAGGGUUGCUGGUGGGGCUGCCUGGGGCUGAGGCAGACUGCCCCGCUCAGGCCACGUGGUAGGUGCUGGCGCUCAGGUAUGAAGUCGGCUGAGAUGUGCCCAGCCUGCUGCAGCAAAGCACCGGGUCCUGGGUCCCAGGGACUAUGAUUUCAUGAGAAAGGUGCAGCAAGAGUGUGAUGAAGUUCUCUGAGGUCAAAUCAAGGCCCACACCGGAGCAUUGCUGCGAUAACAAGGACCACACCAAACCAAAGAUCCUACCAACAACCUCCCAAAACUGAAACAUUAUUGGGAAGUUAUUGGUAUAAUUUCAAGAGUGACUUGUGCCACAAUCCAUAUCACUUGGAAGGCAAUUUUAUGAUAGGCUCUUUAUAAUUUACUUAGAGAAUAAUCUUUUUUUAAAGUUUUGGCGCCUAUACCAUAUUUCGGUUACUGAGGUGAUCACUAGAGGUUUUUUAACAUUUACUAUCACCGUAACCCUAAGUGACAGAACUCUUAGCAGGAUUCCAGGCUCCAGAAGAGGAAACACUUGCUGACGUAUUUCUUCAAGUGUGUCUGAUGUUCUUCCUGCAUCUGUUGGCUACCUUCAGGCACGUUCUCUCUGAGGUCUCUUAGCUCCCUGCCUGCUCCCAUCAUUCUGGAAUCCACCAAACUGCGAAGUCCUGUCUCUACCUCUCACAGAGUCAACCACAAGGCAAAGAGCUCUUGUCAACCACCGCUGGCCAAAGAACAACACAAGCAGAACAGCAGUGCAUUGAAAAGGCCAGCUAGGAGCCUGGGCUCUGGACCGACAGACUUUGGAGUAGGGCAGAGCUGCCCUAGUCUAGCUUUGUGAUACUGGUCAAGUUAGUUAGUCCUCCAAGUCUCAGUUUCUCCCUCUGGUCAAUGGGUCUACCUCAAAGAGUUCCCCAUGGGAAAAAUGAAAAAACCCAUGUCAAAUGCACCAAAAGGUUCUCGGUGGUUAUUUCCAAGUUGUCUGAGUUUGCUGCCUUUGAACUUUUUGACAUUCUUCCUGUAACCAUGAGCAUAUACAUUUAAAACAACAAAGCUGCUUUAAGGAGAAAAAAAGGGAAGGAAGCAUCAUGCAGGGUGCAAACCUUAUAGUCUGGGUGAAGCUACGCCCAACUCAGCACAUGGCCCUGACCCCUGACCCACUGAUCUUUUUGUAAAAACAACAGCCACAGUGCCUGAGCCCAGCCUAUAGAAGUGGGUUCAUCUCACUGCUACAACAGUAUCAUUGCCUUUUUACAAAAGAGUUAACCAAAGCCUAGAAAAGUCAGAAAAUUUGGCCAAGGCCAUAGAGGCAGGAUUUGAACCCAGCCUGGGGACGUUAAUCACUGGUGCCAAUCAGCUUUGGGACCAAGAUAUGCCCUCCCACUGUCCCUUCCCUGCCACCUUCAGGGAAGUGCAGGGACCUUGCUCUUGGCUGUUUUCCUCUGACAAUGAUUUACUAAUGAGACCUCCUGGCCUGAUGGCUGAUGGGGCUGCCACUUGGAAGCACCGCAAAAGGGUCCUCCCUGAAGGUAGGGAGAGUGAGCGAGGCUUGAGUGCCAUCCCCCAAGCCACGUCCCAGGAGAUCUGCCCCAUUCACAGGGCUCUGGACUCCUCUGGGUGCUGCUGGCGAAUGGUGAUGGCCCAAAGGAGCAGGGCAAUCCCUGGACUUGGACUCGGGGAUGCAGAUGCUACUCUUGGCUCUGCCACUCAAUAGUCACCCAGCCUGAGGAAAGCUACCCUUUCUCCUGGGAUCUGUGAACCAAGAGGACUUCUGAGCCUCACAUUCUCCAAGUGUCUCAGCUCCUGAGAUAAAAAGCUCCGUGCUUGAAGUUCCUAUUGUGGCUCAGCAAUAACAAACCCAACUAGGAUCCAUGAGGAUGAGGAUUCGAUCCCUGGCCUCGCUCAGUGGGUUUAGGCUCUGGCGUUGUGUGUGCUGUGGUGUAGGUCGCAGAUGCAGCUCAGAUCCCGAGUUGCUGUGGCUGCAGUGUGGGCCAGUAGUUGUGGCUCUGAUUCGACCCCUAGCCUGGGAACCUUCAUAUGCCACGAGUGUGGCUUUCAAAAACAAACAAACAAAAAAACCACCUAGUUUUCAAAAAACAGCAUCCAUGAGCAGUAAAAAUAAAUUCCCAUUUUUGGUGGGAAAUGCCUGAGCUCCAUCUCAUCCCUCUACAGGCCCCCUAACUUGGGUAUUUUUAUUCCCCUCAAAAUAACCUUUUCAAAAGGUCUCUGUAAACCAGCGCACUGGCCUUUCUGUGCAGAGGAUGCUCUAAUGCUCAGCAGGGAGUUGCCAUUAGCGGGCACCACUGCAGACCUUAGACAGACCCCUAGGAAGAUUAAAUAUCACAGAAGCACAGAGCACGCGUUUAACUGAGGGAUGCCAGGCGUCAUGAGACCCCACUCCUCACAGAGACUCUUGGCCUGGGUCGGGGAGCUGUGACCCACCAGGCAGUUCUUUAUAACUUUCUGAUUAAAGCUGAUGUGAACCAAGAGACAUUUAUGGGCCAAGAACCAAGAAGAAAAAAGAUGACUUAAAAAAAACACCUGAUUUGUGUUUGAUUAUCAUGGUAUAAUUCAGGUCUAAAUCCACCUGAGCUGAGGCUGCUGUAACAAGUUACUGCCAAGGUGAUGGCUUCAAACGUUAGCAAUUUCAUCUCUCACAGUGCUGGGGUCUGAACUCAAGGUGCCGUAGGGCUUUUGGGGAAAAAAAUCCCCCUGAAGGUUCUUGGGGACAGUCCUUCCUUGCGUCUUCGUCUGCCAGCUCCCACUGGCUCCUGCCGUCCUUGGCUUGUGGAAGCAGCACACCAGUCUCUGCUUCUGUCUUCACAUGGAUCCCACCCUCUGUGUUUCUCUGGGUAUACAUCGCCCUCGCUUUUCUCAUAAAGACACCAGUUACUGCUCCUAAAUCUAGGGUAAUAUCAUUUUGAGAUUCUUAACUAAUGAAAUCCACAAAGUCCCUACUUCCAGCCCAGGUCCUGUUCUGAGAUGCUAGGUGAACCUGAAUUUGGGGCAAGGUGGAGGGACACUCAAACCAACUCAGAACAAUAUCUUGAUGGUCUGGCAAGCCUCACAUGUGUUCAGGACUGGGCAGGGGUGGUACUCAGAUCUUCUAUCUGUCCUUCUGAUCUAGUCCAAGCCUACAGCUUUACAGGUGAUGGAACUUUGGCUCAAAGAACAACAGAGUAUUGACCAGGGUUAUACAACUAGGUAGUGCUGCCAGAGACGAGAAUAAAGAUAGAAGAGAAUAUAGAGAUGGGGUGGGAUGUGGGGUGGCAAUGGGGUGGGAGGAGAUGAAAAUACAAUUAUUUCUUUACUUGUGGGAGAAGAGAGAAGAGCAUCUUUACAUUUGAAACCACUGUCUAAAGAGGGUCUUGGUGGGGAAAAAAUGACAACUGGCUUACAAGAGAGACAAUUCAGGAGCCUUGGAAGAAUCAGUACCAUUCUGAGAUCAAUGUGCAGGGUUUGCCUUUUAUUUAUUUAUUUUUUGGCCAAAGGAAUGAGAGCUCCUCUCACUGGGCAAAAGCCUCCCCAGAUGGGUCCCUGAAACAUCGUGCGUACAGAUGCCUGCUGGUUGCCAUGGUGAAUGAUGCUGAUCUGAAGAAAUGAAUAACGUGAGCGUUGGGGGCGACAGUGGGAUUACUCAGACAGUGGCAAGCGAGACAUCAAGGAGAGCCCAGAGCAGAGGAGGGAAGAGGGCACCAGCCUUCAGCCUUGGUCCACUGUGCCUCUGAGGGCUGCGUUCUACCCGGAUCCACUGUGUGCGUCAGGUAAGGGAUGGCUCCUCUUGGAAAUGGAAAUGGCUUUUCCUUUAAUACUCUGUCUGGAAUAGGGCCAGGCCAUGAUAAUAUCAAUAGCUAAAAAUAGGGGGGAUUCAGAAACAGAAGCAGAGGAAGAAAAAUAAAGAAGGGAGACAUUUGUUCCUAAAAGCUGUGCAUGCUGCAUCUUGCCAGAAAGCUCUUUAAAAUGUCUGCUGUAGAAAACUCAGUCCGCAAAGGCAGCCAGCACAGAUGUGAGGCAAACAGCAGAAAAGAUUCACGACAAGAAAUGUGAUUCCUGAUCCCUCCUGAUGGAAGGGUUUACGAGGGCUCUUGCCUCCGAAUCACAAAUAAUGAAUUCAGCUCUUUUCAUUGUGGUCCGAAGUGCAUUUACGGGGAUGUGUGGGGUGCUGGGGUGGGGUAGACGGGUGGGUAAGAGAAGGAGACCACGGAGAGAGUGCAGAUACGCUGUCUCCUCUGCAAAGACCCUCUGGAGGGAUCUCAGUGUACCUGUCUCAUCCGUCUUAUGCCCCAUGUUGCUGGGGAAAAAAAUUUCCAGCUAAAUGGAAAGGAAUCUUCCCCUUCCUGAGCAUUCCAGUUCACUGCCAUCCUUAGAGAAGAAAAACAAGGACUGUAAAAUCACUCACUGCCAUGCAUCUCCCUGCAGCCCACCUCCUCUAGGGGCACAGGCAAGGAAACAGGAGGUCGGAGGGAGGCAGGGAGGAGAGAAAGCGCUCGUAAAAGGCAUCGGUGUGGCUUCAUAUCCAGUUCAAGCUCAAAUCCGAUCGACUGUGUGAGACUCUGUUGCUGUGAUCUAAAAUGAAACCUUCUGUAUUUCACGUGAGAGAGGAAGGGCAGAGAAUAGAGCUGGUGAGACCUCCACGUGAACAUACACAGGUUGAACAUGGCUGGCCCAGAAUUUAGCUCAGGGGAAAUUCAGUCUCUGUCAAAUACACAGAAUUAAAAAGAAACGGAAAAGCCUGAAGAUGGCGCACUUAUCUGAAAGUGAGAGGGCCGGUAAUCUAAAGAGGACUCACCGAUUUGUUGGGAAAAACAGCAACCCAGUCUUAGUACCAGCACCUCACCAUGCAAUAACCUUCUGUUACUAAAUCUGGCCGCCUUGCACUGGGACAUCCAGCGGUUACGUGGCUUUGGGUCUUAUACUUGUUAGCUGAUUGCUCCUCUCAGAUGGCCCAUCUGUAAAAUGGGGACCUAGCUUAGAGGAUGUGAUGAAUUGAGGACACAUAUCGUUGUAUGUUGAGCUUCGAACAUGAUUUGUGACCCGGCAAUCGGUGGUUAACAUGCACAGUGUGGCGGGCAGUAGCACGCGGUAGCAGUUUAUGCCGGUAUGUGGAGCUAUGUUGACCCAGGAAACCAACUUCCUGGGUAAUGUGGUGUUGAAAAAAGCACGCAUAUGGACAAAACAUAAAGCAGAGGUUUUGGGGAGGAACCAGCUGCUCCUGAGUCACAAGCCGCUGAGUGAUGCCCGUCUCCUCUGGCCACGGGCUACAGACCUGGGAGGCGAAGCACCCCAAGGCCAGGAUGUUCUAGGUGAAUGAGGCACAGCAGUGAGACAAAAUCGGGAGGUCCAGAGGGAAAUUUUAGGUGAAACGGUUGCCUGACUUGGAGGUCAGAGACCCUCGGUGACUAACGGAGGGACUCUGAGGUUGUGCUUGUUUCUCCUUUCAUUGCCUUUCUUCUUCUUCUUUUUUUAAAAAGUUUAGGAACUAUGUUGUAUUUAAAGAAUAUGAGCCAGGGCAGGUUGCGGCUGGGGGCUAUGAGUGCAUCUUUAUUUAGGCCUGAAGGCCCCUGGCCUUGGCAUGAGACAGCCCUGAUUUGAACCAUGGUCCUGCCAUUUCUUAGCUAUGCCUCGCUGAGUGUUGUCACCUCUUGGCCUCCAUUUCUUUGUAAAACGAGGGGGGUUGGGCAACGUUAGCCCCCAUCUCAAAUGCUCAAUGCGUGGUGGCUACGACGAUCAUAAAUCAGUCCUUAAACAAGGGGGUGUCACUCUUGACUUUGAUUCUGGUUUCAGAAUCGAGAUGAACAUCGAGGUUGGGAACGUUUCUUAUACGGGAGCCAUCAUUUCCUGGUCGUCCUCGGAGCCCUGCCUGGAGGACUAUUACCAUAUUAUGUACAGGCCCAACUGGAACAGCAUCUUCUCUGGCUAUCUUCGCUACAGCUUCCACCACGAGGAGAAGGUGCCUCGAACAAUCAGCUCCGUGGUGCUGGAACACCUCACCCCUUCCACCCUCUACUUCCUGUGCAUCAGCUGCAAGAAGAUUCUCUUCCCCUACAGGCACUACUGCACCAUGUUCCACACCCUGGAUAAGAGUCCCCUGGCUGCUGGAAGCUCCCUGGUAGACCCCCAGCUCUCCCUGUGGGUGCUGAUGGCCAUUCUGCUGGCCUGCUUCACAGCCGUCUUAGCCUUCAUCUGCCUCCAGUUCUGGUGCAUCCGUUGCCAUGAGCCUCGAUGGUCGUACAGAGCCGGCCACAUGGAGGAAGCCAAUGGUCUGGUGAGAUGGCCAGAGGAUGCCCCAGCUCUGGGGCAGGGGGAGGAAGACCUGCAGGGGCUCCCCCUGGUGGAACUGCCACGCGACAACUCUGGAGCUGCAGCGGAAGCAGAAGGCCAAGCCCCUCCUGCAGCUGCUGAAGCUGAUCAGGAUGCCCCUGACAUGGGUGCCUUGCAGAGGGAGGCUGGUGAGCUUCCCGCCAACGUACUGCCUCAUUCUGGGGAGUGAGAAGUGGGGAGGAGGCAGCCCACAUCAGGUAGCUUAAAGCCCUCCACACAGUAGGUCUCCUGUAAAAAUGCCUCUGUAGACCACCCAAUUGUCUCCCUUCAAGUGUCAGUGCUCUCGUGGGUCACCUGGCUGGAUGAAUGCCCUUUGACAAAGCUUUUCAAGCUGGAAAACAUAUACCCCCCUGGUGUGCCAAGGGAGGAAACAUGGCAUCUCUGAGGACUGUCCAUUUGGGGGGUUGGUCAGGAAUCAAGGGCAUUAUUUUAAUAUUAAAACAAUCAUGAAUAUGUUAUGGUAUAGAAAGUAAAAUUUGCAUGACUUAAAUAAAACAAUACUUCAAGGAAAUUUUCGAGUUGAGGAGUUCUGUAGUUCUGCUUUCAAUCAGUCAGCUUAGGGGAAUUUCCAGUCUCCUCCACCGUUGGGGGGAGUUAUUUUUGAAAGACAUGAGAAGCUUUGCUCUAGAGUGUUUUCCAACUUUCAGCUAUCACACACUACCUUGUACCCCAUCUUCACUGUUUUUUGCCUUUUUUUUUUUUUUUUUGACUGCAUCUGUGGCAUUUGAAAGUUCCCGGGCCACUGAUCGAACCUGAAUCACAGCAGUGACGCAAGCCGCUGCAGUGGCAAUACCAUAUCCUUAACAUGCUUGGCCACAAGAGAACGCCCUAUCUUCACUUUCUUAAAGCCACAGACUAUCUUUCUA
Messenger RNA from Sus scrofa (pig), 10102 nucleotides. NCBI's taxonomy places the organism in Eukaryota, Metazoa, Chordata, Mammalia, Artiodactyla, Suidae. The record is from RefSeq and is a predicted model, not a curated record.